This is a messenger RNA of Gopherus flavomarginatus (Mexican gopher tortoise), 5946 nucleotides long. It is a transcript of the gene NALF1, whose product is annotated as NALCN channel auxiliary factor 1. Gene Ontology annotation, molecular function: stretch-activated, monoatomic cation-selective, calcium channel activity. Gene Ontology annotation, biological process: calcium ion import across plasma membrane. The record is from RefSeq and is a predicted model, not a curated record. Gene Ontology annotation, cellular component: plasma membrane. The coding region runs from base 606 to 1904 and encodes 432 amino acids. NCBI's taxonomy places the organism in Eukaryota, Metazoa, Chordata, Testudines, Testudinidae. The transcript is spliced from 3 exons.
CAUCUGUGCCAGGGCUCUGGGCUCAGGAGGCGGAGAAGCAGCUCCGGCAGCGCUAGGAAGGAAGGAGGCAAGGCAGGCAGGGGAGCUGCUCUCCUCAAGCCGUCCGUCGGCAGCGGGGGAAGCGGCAUGCAGCUGGCAGGGGGCAGCCGGCUUCUCUCAGGAGGGCGAUGGAGAUCUGCUAUCUGACAAUGCCUGGGUGAGAGGAGGGGAGGAAAAGAAGCAGUCAGCCAACCCCACCACCAGCUGCCACCACCACUGUCACCACCAGCACCACCACCACCUCCUCCUCCUCCUCUCUCUGCAUUGUUGCUCGCAUCUGCUCCACCGUACUCUGUAUUGGAUGGAUCUGUGGUGAGACCCAGCCGGAUCCACCUGCAAAACCCAACAACAUUUCAAUAGGGAGAGGACGAAGAAGAAAAAGAAGAAGAAAGAAGAGGAAGAAGAGAGAGAGGGAGGGAGAGUGGACGAGCAAAAGCGGGGGAGAGAGAGAGAGAGAAAGGAAGACAAGAAAAUCCCCCCCAAUCUUUUAAGUCAAUGCAUAUUGUGGUGACACUGGCAACGGAGCCCUCACGGUGGAGUCGGCCAGGGCUGUGCGCUCCCAAAAUAUGACCAGGGGUGCUUGGAUGUGCAGUCGGCAGUACGAUGACGGCCUAAAAAUCUGCUUUGCACCCCGGGAGAACGAGAAACCCUUCACUGAUUCAGAGAGGGCUCAGAAAUGGCGACUGUCCCUGGCAUCGCUCUUGUUUUUCACAGUCCUGCUCUCUGAUCACUUGUGGUUCUGUGCCGAAGCCAAACUCACCAGGACCAGAGACAAGGAGCAGCAGCAGCAGCAGCAGCCCGAGUAUCCGGAGCGGCAGCUACUCUCUAGCAUGGGGGAGCCCUCGCCUGCAGCACAGGCGGCCCAUAGACUCCUCUCCUCCCCAUUACCCCCCCUGCCUCCCUCCCCCAGCAGCAGCUGCAGCAGCGGUGGCAGCAGCAACAAUAAUAACAGUAACAACAACAACAACAAGGCUAUUUUUCUAGGGAACUCUACCAAACCUUUUUGGCGCCUGGAGACGUGUUACCCGCAGAGCUCCGCAUCUGGCCAGUGUUUCAGCGUGGAGGAUGCGGACUCUGUGUGCCGGAGGAGAUGGAGCCGGGAGCAGCAGGUGACGGGGAAUCAUCCGACUCCGAGCUGGAACUUGACGGAUUUUUACCUUUCCUUUUGUAAUUCCUACACCCUUUGGGAGUUGUUCACCGGGUUGUCCAAUCCGGACACUUUGAACUGCAGUCUGGACGUGGUGCUGGAGGGGGAAGGCUCCUGCAGCCAGUGCGUCCAGGCUUACCAGCGCUACGACCAGCACGCUCAGGAGAAAUACGAAGAGUUUGAGGUUAUGCUCCAGAAAUAUUUACAAUCGGAUGAAUACUCGGUGAAUUCGUGUCCUGAGGAUUGUAAGAUUGUCUACAAAGCCUGGCUCUGUUCCCAGUAUUUUGAAGUCACACAGUUUCACUGCAGCAACAGAAUUCCUUGCAAGCAAUACUGUUUGGAGGUUCAGACAAGGUGUCCAUUUAUAUUACCAGACAAUGAUGAUGUCAUCUAUGGAGGACUAUCAAGUUUCAUCUGUACAGGGCUCUAUGAAAAUUAUCCAACCAAUGCAGAACCAGAAUGCUGUGAUGUCAGAUGGGGACUAUUACCAGAUAAUCAAUCCAAAGGGACUAUAAAAACAAGUGACUCAUCAAUGUGUCACAGGACAUCGCUCACAGUUUCAUCAGCAUCAAGACUGUGUAACAGCAGACUUAAACUGUGUGUUCUUGUGUUAAUUCUCUUACAUACAGUACUUACAGUCUCAGCAGCACAGAACUCAACAGGACUGGGCUUUGGAGGCAUAACAACUUUGGAAGAUAAUUCAACUAAUGAUGAAUAAAAGAAAGGAUACAUGUCAAAUGAUAGACACACAAUAGGCCCAUGUGUACUACAGUCAAAUAUAACAGAGACUGGGUGCUUUUACCCUCAAAUCACUUCUUGAAAGGCCUUCUGGGUAAAAUUAAAAGGAUGGGCAACAAUCCAAACAAGGACACAUGAACACAGCUUUUUAUUGACUAAAAGGCUGUAUGGUGACUUAAAUUUCUCACACCAUUUUAUACACUGUGUUUUAAUGUUUGGAGUUUCUUUUUUUGUUUGUUUUUUGCACUUGUUAAUACAGGAUUUUAUUUUUGGGACCGUUUCUCAAAGCUAAACUAAGUCUUUUCACUGUCGAUAUAUUUCUAUUCAUUGUGUAUGUUCAUCUGAUAGUUCUGUCUUUUAUGUCCUGUCAGUUUCUAUUAGAGGAAUGACUGCUAUGAUUCCAUGGCAUAACAAAAAACAAAAAAACAACAAAAACAAAUUUAAAAAAAAAACAACAAAACCCACAAAAAAAUACAAAAAAACACACACACCCCACCACCAACCUAACUAUCCUUUUUACCUGUGGAAAUCAUUCUCUUCCUUCCCCUUCCCCCAUCUCUCUUAAGCAGACAACAUCCACUUGCUUCUGUCUGUGUAAUCACAAUGAAUGGGUACACAUGAUUCUGGUGUACCUCUGCCACUGUUGCACAAACCAGCUGACUGAGCAAACCCAACCAGAGCAUGAGGGGUUCCUUUUAGCUGAACAAGCAAGUGCUCUCCUUACAAGGUGGGAUCGGACAGUUAACCAAUUUUUAUGUAUAGAAAUCUAUAACAAACUGUUGCUCCAAUUCCCAUUUUAAAGAAGUCCAGUCCUUUCUCGCUGGUCAGUUGAACAGGAGCAGCCUUUUUAGAUACAGUAUGGGAAACCAGUUAAGCUCAGCAAGUUGAAUAGUUGGGAGGCCUUCCUAUUGGAGGUAAAAGAUUGGCAUUCAUUGUGAAUUACGUUUUCAGUUCCACUGCAGUCACAUAACCAGCAAAGAUUCAUAAUGUCUGGGAGCAAAGAGAUUCAGAAAAAAAGAAGCCUUUUUGUUCUGACAAAGCUACAGUAGAAGCAUUUAAGCACCGACAGUACAAAUGAUGUGUUCAGUGUUGAAUCCAUUGUUUUUCUAACAGCUACAUGUUGUUGAAAGUUAUUUGAGUUAUUAAGGAUGCAUCGUGAUGUAUUAGCACAGCUGAAGAACAUGGGUUUUUUAAUAAAUAGGUCAACCAUUUUCAUAAGUAUGCAAUAAAACAGCAAAGAACAUACCAGGCUAUCAGUAAUCAAGGGAAAGAAGAGUAAUCUGAUUGCCUUUUCCAUUGCUUUUUUUUUAUUUUUUAUUUUUUGGGGGGACAUUUUACCCACUGAGUGUAUGAGUAUUUGCUUUAUAAAAAGGCUUUUUAGAGUUUACAAUAGAAUCAAUGGAAGGAAAAGUUUAUAAGGGCUGUUUUUAAACAUUUUACAUUCCUUCCUAUUCUCUAACUACACUUGGGAAGUGCACUUUAGAGAUGUUUGCUGUGUAGCUGGGAAAUGAAGGAAAACUAUAAGAAAUGUUCUCUUAGCAAAUAAAGUUUAGUUACCUACUUUCUAGCUUUGAAAUAUCCCUUGAUAAUUAUUUCCAUUUUAAGAGAAUUUAAUCACUGCUACUUAGGUAUGCAAUUUUUUUAAAUUCACAUCUUAUGGUUUGUGAAAUUCUGUGGGGGAGGAGGAAGAAGGAAACCCUACUGCUUAAGCUGCUUAAAAUGCAUUUGUUAAGAUGUAAAAGCUCAAAUAUUUUGCAAGAGUAUUUGUUUUGAUAGUGUUUUACUAUUACUGGGACUGAGGGUCCUAAAAUGAUCUGUGCAAAUACAAAAAAGCACCAAAAAAUGCAAAAUUCUUCAGCUCAUUUGUGUUUCCAUAACCUGUUCCCUCUACACAAUAUAUUCCGUUCAAUAAAACAUGGUGCUUUUUUUUUCUAGGGGCACAUGUGUUAAUUGCAUUGAACUGAUGCAAACUGUGGGAAAAAGUGUAGUAAUGAAAAUGAAAAAGCCUUAACUAAUGGUAGAAUGUAGAUUACAAAGAGGAUGGGAAUAUUCCUGAAAAGUAGUGGAGCAAUAACUGGACAGUGCUGCGGUACUGUACGAUAGCUUAUGAGUCACAUUACUGAGAAAGCACUUACUAGGUGAGCUCUUGUUCAACUGACCUCUUAAUUAUAUUAAGUGUAUAUGGUCAGUAAACAGUUUGUUAUAACCUUUAUCUACCUCUGCUGUGCAAAGGCCAUUCAACAUCUAUCUCUGUGAUGUUCUUCAUAUUUUUGUUCACACCAUAGUUUACUUUCAUCUAUUUUUACACUGCACCAGUACAGUAGCAAGUCCUGUUCAUCCCCAUUAAACUAGCGUAUAAAGAAGAGUUGCCAUUUCUACUCACUGAAUCCUAUUUUUCCUCAUGGUGACCUAAUGUGACAAAUCAUCUUUAAGAAAUAUUAUUUCUUCCCUCUCUGUCCUCUCUCCCCUUUAUUUUUUUCUUUAAAGGUGUUUUCAACUGGUAUCAGUGAGAAAUAUGACUCCUCCACUGCUUCGCUACACUCAGUAACAUAUGUCAUACAAUAUGGGGAGAAAGACAGCUGAGAAAAAACAGUGGCGACAUCAUCACAUGCAUAAAAUAGCCAAACUAAAGUUGGGUAAAAUGGAGUAAGAAGCAAUUACAGAGUCUUAAUCAUUAAGUAUAAAAUGUAAUAAAAUACUCCCCGUGUCCCCACCACGAGUCAGUGCCUGCAGUUAAAUGGUCUGUGAAUUCUUUGUCUUUUUUUUUCUUUUCUAUUUCUUUUGUUUAAAAAAAACCAUGUUCUUGGGGUGACUACUGCUGUGAUAUUUGUUACCAUUCCAACAAGGUAUUUCUACUCCAGCAGUGUGAUAUGAAGCUUCUCCUGGUGACAACUAGGAAAUCACAAGUAGACAAAGACUCUUUUAUGAAGUUAAGCAACACGUAAUCAUGUAUGAUGCAAAAUUUCAUUUCAUCCACUCCUCCUUCAUAAUAGUUUUCCUGGCACAAACUUAAGCAUGCUUGAUAUUGUGCACAUCUAACUUUUUUUGCCAGAAUAAAUUUGCAUCUUGCCACUGCUGUAGCUGCCAUCUUGUUCCAUUUCUCCUUGUACGGUAUGCCUAUUACAUACAUGAUAAAGAACUGGCUUAAAAAAGAAAAAAUAAUACUAAAAUAUUUCUUCAAGCAAGUGACAAAAAAAAGAAGAAAGAAUAGAAUAAUAUUUAUUUUGCAGUCAUAUGGAACAGAUUUUCCCCAUGUCUUUUAUUGUCUUCUUUUCUGCUAUAGGGAUAAUCCAGAGUUUGUGCAAUAUGUUAAUACUGCUCAACCAAAUGUCAUAUAACAUAACCAGAGCUAUAUGUUAUUCCUUAUUGCAUUUACAUUUGGUAAUAUGUUAUAUUGACUUUUUUCUUUCAUUAAAGAGCCAGCAUCCAUUUUUUGCAAAUAUAGCAGGUGAAGGCUGUCCUUCUGCACGCCAUAACUUAAUGACAAAAACAAAUGUAGAAUAAAGGUUUAGCUCCAUAAUUGAUGAAACAGAGCCAUUGACUGUCAGUGAAUCUGUGGAACAACAAAGACACACCAAAAAUGGGUUUUCAAGAAAUUUCAUCAUGAGUGGUCAAACAGUAGUUUUCAUCUAAUAAAACAGGGGAACAAAGAGCUGUAUACCAAAUAGUGGAGAUGGCAGGUUUCACUGAGUAUGUGAUGUUGGUCUCAACACUUAGCCAAUAUAAUUAUAUUCUGUUAUUACAAAGUGGAGGGACAAGGACAUUGUCUUCCUUCUUUCUAUAUAUCUAUCUAUUGUGAAUGGCCUUGCCCUAAGUAUUGCAUUUGAAGCAGAAGGCACAUCUGCUUAACAUUAUAACUGAAGACUCCACACAUGUGUGCACAUACACAGAGAAACCUGUCUUAAGUGACUACCCAAAGCGCAAGCAAAAAUAAUUUGCCUAGCAGAGGUAGUUAAUUAAAGGUCAAACAAAAUUAUACUAGAAGCCUUAGGGAGAAAUUGAAAUGGCCAGUGAGGUUCUCA